UAAAAGCCAUUGGCAUCUCUCCACCGCUCCCUUCUUCCCUACACUCUCUCUCUGGAAUUAUUUUUUCUGUUUUUCCCAAGAAAAAAAGAAAAAUUCUAAGAGAAAAUUGAAAUCCAAGGUUACAAUUUUUUUAUAUAAAUUUGGGAGAUUUAAUCUCUGGAUCUCUAAUUGGAAAGUAAUUAGUGGUUAAACCUAAAAAGAUUGAUAAAAAAUGAGCUUGGAUUCGGUGGCUACAAACACACAUGGCAACCUUGAUGAGGAAAUUAGUCAGCUCAUGCAGUGCAAGCCCUUAUCAGAACAAGAGGUAAGGGCAUUAUGCGAGAAAGCCAAGGAGAUUUUGAUGGAUGAAAGCAAUGUUCAGCCUGUUAAAAGCCCUGUUACAAUCUGUGGUGAUAUCCAUGGUCAAUUUCAUGAUCUAGCUGAGCUUUUUCGCAUUGGCGGGAAGUGUCCAGAUACAAAUUACUUGUUCAUGGGAGAUUAUGUUGACCGUGGCUAUUAUUCAGUAGAAACCGUAACACUCCUGGUUGCCUUGAAAGUGCGUUAUCCUCAACGGAUUACUAUUCUAAGGGGAAAUCAUGAAAGUCGUCAGAUUACUCAAGUUUAUGGUUUCUAUGAUGAAUGCCUGCGGAAGUAUGGCAAUGCUAAUGUUUGGAAGAUCUUUACAGAUCUGUUUGAUUAUUUUCCACUGACAGCAUUGGUUGAGUCGGAAAUAUUUUGCCUCCAUGGUGGAUUAUCACCCUCCAUUGAAACCCUUGAUAACAUUCGUAAUUUUGAUCGUGUUCAAGAAGUUCCCCAUGAGGGUCCCAUGUGUGAUCUUUUGUGGUCUGACCCUGAUGAUCGCUGUGGUUGGGGCAUCUCACCUAGGGGUGCUGGAUAUACCUUUGGUCAAGACAUAUCUGAGCAAUUUAACCAUACAAACAACUUAAAGCUGAUUGCUAGAGCUCACCAGCUGGUUAUGGAAGGAUACAACUGGGGCCAUGAACAAAAGGUGGUUACUAUCUUUAGUGCACCCAACUAUUGCUACCGCUGUGGUAACAUGGCUUCUAUUUUGGAAGUUGAUGACUGCAAGGGUCACACAUUCAUUCAGUUUGAGCCUGCUCCAAGGAGGGGUGAGCCAGAUGUGACCCGGAGAACACCAGACUAUUUCCUAUGAUUGAAGCUGGUCUUGAGAUGCCGAAUCCUUCCAGCCAGUGCUUCCUGGCUGGUUCACUUAUUGAGGGCAUUUUUCAAAUCUAAGAGUAUAAAUUCACAAUGAUGGUGGGUGGGGUGGGUGGCAGAAAGCAUGUAUAACGGGCAGGUGGAGCUUCCUUGAUUCAAUUGGUUUGCUGAUUAUGCUAGAGUUUCCAUAAGAGGAAGCAGUGGAGCUGGUGACCAAAUAGCCGCAAAUGUACCAUUUCCAGCAAACAAUGCGGCAUCUUUUAUUCCUUUGCCUUGAUUCUGUUUUUGUUAUCUUAUUCCUUUUUGUAGGAGGAUGGUUGUUUCAGGGUUGGGUAUGUGUAGAGAGACAAUGAGUUGACUUAUAAUGGGUGCUUUUAUAUUUUUUCUAA
Populus nigra (black poplar) is the source of this 1547-nucleotide messenger RNA. Its product is annotated as serine/threonine-protein phosphatase PP2A-3 catalytic subunit. The record is from RefSeq and is a predicted model, not a curated record. NCBI's taxonomy places the organism in Eukaryota, Viridiplantae, Streptophyta, Magnoliopsida, Malpighiales, Salicaceae. The transcript has 11 exons. Gene Ontology annotation, biological process: mitotic cell cycle; peptidyl-serine dephosphorylation. Gene Ontology annotation, cellular component: cytosol. The coding region runs from base 212 to 1153 and encodes 313 amino acids. Gene Ontology annotation, molecular function: protein serine/threonine phosphatase activity.